UACGGGAGUAUGCUGCUUGCAGAGGCUCUGCUGGAAAAAUGUCUGAAAGAGAACUUUGCCAAACUGAAGGACUCCAUUCCACUGACAGAGAAGAAUGAUCCUAAACUGAGUGAAGCUAAACAGCACCUGACCAGUAUCUUAAGCAGAGGAAAACUACGUCCUAAGUAUAUGACAGAGGCUAUGCUGAUCCUAGGAAAGCUUCAUUAUGUGGAAGGAUCCUACAGAGAUGCCAUCAGCAUGUAUGCAAGAGCAGGAAUUGAUGACCUCUCAACAAAAGGUGAACCCCUGUACAUGCUGCGUUUGGUAACUGAAGCCUUCGUUAUUAAAGGUCUCUCACUCGAGCGCUCAACCAACUCCAUUGCCUCUCGUGCUCGACUGUGUGAAAGGGAGGAGGAAGUCAUGGCUUGUUUUGAGACAGCAUGUGUCAUUGCCCAGGUGUACUUGCAGGAGCUUGAAAAGUUUGAACUUCCCUGCUUCCUGGAAGCAGCUCUUCAGAGUGCCUAUGUGACUCAUUUAAAGAGAGGUAAUAUUGUGAAAGGAAUGAGGAGCCUGCGGGAAAUACUACGGACUGUGGAAACAAAAGCUACUCAGACCUUCAAAAUGACUGCAGCCAAACAGCUGGCCCAGCUGCUUCUCCAUUCUCUCAGCGAAGACUGUUACUGGAGCCCUUUAUCUGAUCCGCUUCCUGAGUUCAUGAACAAGGAAGAUCAGUCUUAUGUUAGCAAUCUUCUUUGUCGGAGGCCUGAGCUGUACACAGAAGAGAAUGCAUACUGCCCACAAGACAACGUAGAAGAGGCUCUUCUUCUCCUCUUAAUCAGUGAAUCCAUGGCAAACCGGGACGCAGUGAUCAGCCGAGCCCCAGAGCAGCAGGUUGACAGAACUGUCAGCCUCCGGGAUGCUUCUGCAGUCUACGACCUCCUCAGUAUCACGCUGGGCAGAAGAGGGCAGUAUGUCAUGCUUUCUGAGUGCUUAGAGAGAGCCAUGAAGUUUGCAUUUGAUGAAUUUCACCUCUGGUACCAGCUUGCUCUGUCCAUGGUGGCUUGUGGAAAGUCAGCAUAUGCUGUGUCAGUGCUCAAAGAGUGUGCUAAGCUACGACCUACAGAUCCCACCGUUCCUCUUCUGGCUGCCAAGGUCUGCAUUGGGUCCCUGCACUGGCUGGAAGAAGGAGAAAGCUUUGCUAAAAUGGUGAUAGACCUGGGUGAGGAUGCUGGAGAGUUCCUAGCAAAGGGUUACCUGGCACUGGGCCUGACAUACAGUCUUCAAGCUACUGAUGCUACUCUGAAGGGCACUCAGGAUGAAUUAAACAGGAAAGCACUUCAGACUUUGGAGAGAGCACGUGACUUGGCCCCGGAAGAUCACCAAAUCAUCCUCUACCUAUCACUGCAACUGGCUUUUGUCAGACAGAUUUCUGAUGCUAUAGAACAUCUUCAAGAAGCACUACAACUAUGCAAAGAUGACAUGAAUUCACUUCAUCUACUGGCCCUCCUCUUUUCAGCUCAGAAGCACUAUCAACAUGCACUGGAUGUCAUCAACAUGGCUGUUGUUGAAUACCCAGAAAGCUUUAGCUUACUCUUCACCAAACUAAAACUGGAAUGGAUACAUAAAGGACCUGAAGAGGCUCUGGUGACAUGCAGACAUAUGUUGCAGAUGUGGCAGAUGGUAUAUAAUGUUUUACAGCACAGUGCCUCUGAGAAAGGAAGCAGUGUGACUGAAACACCAGUGAUCAAAAAGCAUAAUGGACUGCAUCUCACACUCCCAGAUGCUCAUGAUACUGAUUCUGGAUCACAGCGAGCCUCUUCCCUUGCUGCAUCAAGACUGGAACAGGCCAUGUCUGAAAUAACUAUGCAGAGCAGCACAAUGAAGCAAGGACCUAUGCAGCUGUGGACAACUCUUGAACAAAUCUGGCUACAAGCUGCUGAACUCUUCAUGGAACAACAGCAUCUCAAAGAAGCAGGCUUUUGUAUCCUGGAGGCAGCUAGUCUUUUCCCCACAUCUCAUGCUGUACUGUACAUGCGUGGGAGGCUUGCAGAGAUGAAAGGCAAUUUGGAGGAGGCUAAGCAAUUGUAUGAUGAAGCGCUCACAGUGAAUCCAGCUGGAGUGGAAAUUAUGCACAGCCUGGGCCUGGUGCUGAGCAGACUUGGGCGGAGGGACCUGGCUCAGAAAGUCCUCAGAGAUGCCAUCCAGAUCCAGACCACCAGUCACAAGGCCUGGAACAGCCUUGGAGAGGUCUUGCAAGCUCAGGGGAAAAAUGAAGCAGCCAUUGAAUGCUUCCUCACCGCUCUGGACCUCGAAUCCAGCAGUCCUGUCAUCCCGUUCACUGUCAUACCCAGGGAGCUCUGA
Molecule: messenger RNA, 2340 nt
Organism: Chaetura pelagica (chimney swift)
Lineage: Eukaryota; Metazoa; Chordata; Aves; Apodiformes; Apodidae
Gene: TTC7A
Product: tetratricopeptide repeat domain 7A
Exons: 19
Coding region: 10-2340 (776 amino acids)
Biological process (GO): phosphatidylinositol phosphate biosynthetic process; protein localization to plasma membrane
Cellular component (GO): plasma membrane
Molecular function (GO): protein binding
Source: RefSeq, a predicted model, not a curated record